AUGUUUGUAGAUCGUCGUCGAUUAACAGGCGAUUUCUUUGUUGAGCUGCAACGACCAAGAGAGAUGAAAAUCGAGUUACAAAGCUGGGUAGAGGCGUUGGAGAAGUACGAUGCAGGCGACUAUAUCCACGCACUGCGCCAAUUUUCAACGAUGCAGAGCCGUGGACAGUCAUCUAAGAUAGAGUUCAAUAGGGCAGUUAUACACGCUAGCCUUGGUGAUCAAAAGGGUGCAACUGAGUUGUACAAUUCAUCACUACGCAUUGACCCAUACUUUGCAAUCGCCCACUUCCAAUCAGGCGUUUGUAACUUUAUGCGGGGCAGAUAUGAGCACGCGAGAAACGACUAUGAAGCUAGCCAGGCGCAGCUUAGAGGGAAUCCCCACAUCGACUACAGUCAACUCGGCUUGGCUUACAAGUUAGAAUCCGCAAAUAUAAACUUCAAUAUUGCUUUGACCUUUUACUACUCAGGCAGGCCUGAUGAUGGUAUAAGUCAUAUUCAAUUAGCUAGAAAUGGCGCGUCCCUCGACCAAAACAGCGUCAUCGAUGACUGCUUGCGUGAUGAAGCUAAGGGUUAUAUGCCUUACUCUGUUCAACCAGGCGUGGUUUUUAGACCUUCAGACUCUCAAAUAAAGAAUCUUGAAAAGAAAGACUUCAUUGGUCAGGCAAAAGUGGUUUACACUGACGAUGACGGUACCAGUCCUGAUAUACCCCUCACUCAAUCCAACAAUGACAACAAAGAUGAUGUUCCUCUCACUCGUAGAUUACCCGGUGGUGGUGGUACUCUAAAGCGCAAUCCAACUCAUUGGCAGCCAAAACUACUCCGUCGUCCCACCCUUGGCUCUCGUAAACAAAGCAGCGCCGAAACAACUCCUGUGUCUUCUGGCGCUACAACUCCUGUCAAUGAAAAGGGUGGCUUCUUCGGUCUCGUUAGACAGAAAACUGAACGCAGAAAGGCUCCAACUGAAGAAAUGCGCACAAAGGCUGGUUUGACCCCUGAUGAAGCUGCCACUGGUCCCAAGCAAGCUGCUAUGCUUUCACGAGCACGCACCCUCGGUUCGGCUACUCUUGCAGAGAAGCGCUCCAAAUCUGAACAAGAUGUACCUUCUCAGGCCAAUCAACAAUCCCUUACUGCCGCUGCUACUGCUACCACUGCUGAUACUCACCCAAACAAGGGCUACACUCUGACAGAUAAUGGUAAUAGUGAUACUCCCUUUGCAUCAGAUACAGACGAAUCGCGUACUCCUUCACGUGCUCCUUCCCCUCCUCCUUACAAUCAUACACCUCAACCACAUCAACCAUCGAAUUUGCAUCACUCCCCUUCACAACCCCAGCUUGCACCUAGUAGAGCACGAUUCCCAACUCGUAAAACAUCACUGAGAUAUGUCAGUAGUAAAUUCACUAAGAACGGUUCUUCAAAUAUACCUCGACAGGAGAUACGUAGAUCGCGCUCGUUUAAUGAGGGUGACGAUUUUUCAUUAGCUUAUAAUGUCUCAGAUGGCAGUGAGAUGCAGGCGACGAAGGCUACUCAAUCGAAUCAAGCUCCAACCAGGAGCAAUACUCUUCUAAGCAAACUAUCUGGCCGUUCAGGAGUCAAUGACAGCAACAUGAACAUGAAUCAUGAACACCGUAAGGGCAAGCCACCUGCUAUCAAUACACUGUCCAAUGUGCCAGCUGGUUGGCCACGCUCAGCUGACACAAGUCCACUCUCAUUAUUCCAGCAAACUCAAUCGCAUAGAGCUCCCCAAAUCCCUGCUCUCAGUAUUGGCGAUGCACUGAUGCAAGCAGCAGAGCAAAAAGAAGAGCAGACAGCGGAUGAUGUGGUAGAGAAACCUGACCAAACAAUGGAAAAAACUAGUCAGAUAGAAGAAUCAGAGGAAUUGGAGCAAACACCAAAGCCUACUGAAAACAUUGAAUUGACUGUCACGCCAUCAACCCCAUCACAAAUGCCAGAUAAGGACUUUUCAAUUAAGUUUGAUGAAAGGACUGACACUAUGUACGAUACGCAGAAUGACACGUCGGUUCCAUCUUCAGUGUCUGACAAUUCCAUGACCAAUCCAUCCAACGACUCUGGUGACAACAAUGAGAGAGGAUCACCGGUAGACGCGUUGACUACGUUGAGUGGUGGCAGUCCAAGUGCCCAAGGUGCCACAGGUGUCCAUAGUGCUGCCAACGCUGGACCCUUCAAACAACCAGCACCACUUCAGGUCCAAGAAAAGCCAGCGCUGAGUCGCCAGGCUUCUGCAUUGCGUAGACGCGGCACGUAUGGCAAAGUACAAGAGCAGCAUCAACAACAACAUCAAACCCAACCAAAGCAAGGGAUAGCUAUCGACGUUUCUGACAAGAUGCGCAAGAUGGGCAUAGAAGAGGGCAAUGAGGAGAAUGACGGGGGAUUUGACUCGGCAAUGAUCAAGGGGAUGUCGCCCGUAGAGCAGAGUUCACUGAAUGCUGAGAGAUUGCUUGAAAAGGGAGUGCGAGUGACGCCAGGUUCUUUGCAUGCACAGACAGUGCUCGAGAGUUUGCAAGGUGUGAACGGUGCACCAAUACUAACAUCAAUGCAACCAGCACAAGAAGUACACGGAAUACCAUCACCUACACCCCUACCUGCAUCCACACCACCGAAUGCCGCUUCUGCACCUCCACCACGGUCGCCGGAAAGCAAGUCGAGUAGAUCAAAUGGUUCUAGUCCACAAUUGAAAGUGCGUUUUAAGAUACAUUACGGAGAUGAUGUGAGAGGGAUGCUGGUUAGCAAUGAGACUUCGUAUGAUGCCUUCUUGAAUCACAUACUCCGUAAGUUUGACAAAAGCGCUGGUAGCUUUAGAGUUCGAUUCAAGGACGAAGAUGGCGUUAAAAUCACCGUUCAGGAUCACUCUGAUUUGGAACUUGCUAUUGAUACUGCGAGAUUGCACGGUAAUGGACGCAGUGACGGAAAAUUAGAUAUUUGGUGCGAGGAUUUGUAG
Messenger RNA from Wallemia ichthyophaga EXF-994, 2955 nucleotides. RefSeq names its product Neutrophil cytosol factor 2. Gene Ontology annotation, molecular function: protein binding. Bases 1 to 2955 code for a protein of 984 amino acids. Lineage: Eukaryota; Fungi; Basidiomycota; Wallemiomycetes; Wallemiales; Wallemiaceae. The transcript has 4 exons. The record is from RefSeq and is a predicted model, not a curated record.